Messenger RNA from Oncorhynchus gorbuscha (pink salmon), 627 nucleotides. RefSeq names its product stress protein DDR48-like. The transcript is spliced from 2 exons. Lineage: Eukaryota; Metazoa; Chordata; Actinopteri; Salmoniformes; Salmonidae. The record is from RefSeq and is a predicted model, not a curated record. Bases 1 to 627 code for a protein of 208 amino acids.
AUGCCAGGAGACUAUGGCAGCUCAUCCACGCCAGGAGACAAUGGCAGGUCAUCCACUCUACAAGACUAUGGCAGCACAUCCACUCUAGAAGACUAUGGCAGCGCGUCCACUCUAGAAGACUAUAGCAACUCAUCCACGCCAGGAGACGAUGGCAGCUCGUCCACGCCAGGAGAAUAUGGCAGCUCAUCCACUCUAGAAGACUAUGGCAGCUCAUCCACUCUAGAAGACUAUGGCAGCUCAUCCACUCUAGAAGACCAUGAAGACUAUGGCAGCUCAUCCACUCUAGAAGACUAUGGCAGCUCAUCCACACCAGGAGACUAUGGCAGCUCAUCCACACCAGGAGACUAUGGCAGCUCAUCCACACCAGGAGACUAUGGCAGCUCAUCAAUGCCAGGAGACUAUGGCAGCUCGUCCACGCCAGGAGACGAUGGCAGCUCAUCCACUCUAGAAGACUAUAACAACUCAUCCACGCCAGGAGACUAUGGCAGCUCGUCCAAGCCAGGAGACUAUCGUAGCUCAUCCACUCUAGAAGAUUAUAGCAGUUCGUCCACUCUAGAAGACUUUGACAGCUCAUCCACACCAGGAGACUAUGGCAGCUCAUCCGCACCAGGAGACUAUGGCAGCUAA